Molecule: messenger RNA, 3841 nt
Organism: Bolinopsis microptera
Lineage: Eukaryota; Metazoa; Ctenophora; Tentaculata; Lobata; Bolinopsidae
Product: G protein-coupled receptor kinase 3-like
Exons: 19
Coding region: 120-2471 (783 amino acids)
Biological process (GO): regulation of signal transduction; protein phosphorylation; G protein-coupled receptor signaling pathway
Molecular function (GO): G protein-coupled receptor kinase activity; ATP binding; G protein-coupled receptor binding
Source: RefSeq, a predicted model, not a curated record
AUAACAUUUCUCUGUAGGAUGUAGGCAUGGAGAAAAAGGACGAACGAAUAUUACACUGUAUGUGAACAAGACCUUUUUAUUCUUAGAGGAAGGAGUCAGAAUCACACGAGUGCAGCAAGAUGGCGGAUUUAGAGGCGGUGUUGGCCGAUGUGUCCUACCUCAUGGCAAUGGAGAAGAGCAGAAAUGAACCCUACAAGAGAUCGACCAAGAAAGUUCAGCUGCCCGACCCUAGUUGCAGAGACGUGACCUAUAAGUACCUGCAAGAGAAGAUCCAGAUAAGCUUUGAACACCUUUUCAAUGAGAGGAUUGGUUACAGUAUUUUCAAGCAGUACAUCAUGAAUGGUGGCUCUGGCGAUCCGGGGUCUGAGAAAGCGCUCCUUUUUUUAGAAAAGAUUAAAGAUUACCAAGACAUGGACUCUAACGCUCUGAGAAAACCCGCAGCAAAAGCAAUAUUUGAUGAGUUUAUCAUGCCAGACUUGCUUGCUCGCGACCAUCCGUAUGGUUGGUUGGUUGGUUGUGGGUUACCCAAUAUAACCCCAGCAAGAACACCGGCUCCGUCCACAGAUUUCAGCAUCCCCUGGGGACUCCUCCCCAGAGGACAAAGUCUUUUGGGCCUUGAUGUAGAAGAUGUCUCCCAGCCUGGGGUGACAUCUUUCUGGAAGCCGUAUGAUAUUGAAGAUGCAGAAGAAGUGAGAGCGAGUCUGGCUAACGAUGAGACUUCGCAUGCUCUCUUCGAUAAAUACGGCAACUCAAUUAAAGAGAUGAUGCUGGAACACGAGUAUCCAAGUUUUGUGGACAGUAACUAUUACACUCGGUACCUGCAGUGGAAGUCACUGGAGAUUAACACGCGGGUAAAAAUAGAAGAUUUCAGUCUACACAGAAUCAUCGGUCGUGGAGGGUUUGGAGAGGUGUACGGAUGUAGAAAGGUCGACACAGGUCGCAUGUACGCGAUGAAGUGUUUGUACAAAAAGCGCAUUAAAAUGAAGCAAGGUGAGAGGAUGGCUGUAAACGAGCGAGAUAUUUUGGCUAGAGUGGACACGCCCUUUAUUGUGUGUCUCAACUACGCAUUUCAGACUGGAGACAGACUUUGCUUUAUUCUCGAUCUUAUGAACGGGGGUGAUCUGCACUACCACUUAACGCAGCGGAACAGUUUUACCGAGGCAGAGACCAGGUUCUACGCUGCCGAGGUGAUACUCGGUCUGGAACACAUGCACAACAGGAGUAUUGUCUACAGGGAUCUCAAGCCAGCUAACGUGUUAUUGGACGAGGCUGGUCACGUGAGGAUAUCAGAUCUUGGUCUAGCCACCGACUUUAGCGUCAAGAAACCAACUGCUACUGUUGGUACGCACGGUUACAUGGCCCCAGAGGUGAUUGAGAAGGGUUCAUACGACAGCAGCGCGGACUGGUUCAGUUUGGGGUGCAUGUUGAUGAAACUCCUUAACGGACGCUGUCCGUUCCGACCCCCCAAGUGCAAAGAGAAGAGCACAAUCGACAACCUGACCCUAACCAUGAACGUAGAAUUCCCAGACACAUUCUCCCCUGAACUCAAGGACAUGUUGGGCAAGUUGCUUGAGCGAAAACCAGACCGACGGCUAGGAUGUAAGGGCCGGGGAGCGGAGGAAGUUAAAUCGCACCCCUUCUUCUCCUGUUUGGACUGGAAUGCUGCCUCCAGAGUUAAAUUGUCUCCUCCUGUCAUACCUCCUAAAGGAGAGGUCAACGCUGCUGAUGCUUUCGAUAUCGGUAACUUUAAUGAGGACGACACCAAAGGAAUUAAACUGACAAAGGAAGAUGAUGAUCAGUACAAGAAUUUCGAUAUCUUCCUGCCCGAUAGGUGGCAGAAAGAAAUAGUCGAGACGAUAUUUGAAACUGUAAACCUGGAAGCGGACAGGCUUGAGAACAAGAAACCAAAGAGAUCAGCAAGCGUGGAUCUCUCCGGUGACUGUAUCCUCCAGGGAUACCUUCUCAAAUUAGGCGGUCCUUUCCUCUCCCAAUGGCAGAAAAAAUACUUUCAUUUGUUCCCUAACCGACUCGAGUGGAGAGCAGAACCUUCGUGGUACGGAAAUGAAGAGAGUUCUAGCGUCAGCAACAAGAUUAUAGACUGGCUGUCCGGUUCUAACGAGACAGAGACCCUGGCGAAUAACCUGAUAACGAUGGAUGAUUUGGUGUCAGUGCGGGAAUGCUCCUAUAAAACGUACGAUAAGUGCAUCUGUCUGGAAUUGUGCAGGAACAAGAAAUCUUCAGAUAUUUACCUCAGAACUGAGAACGAGAUAGAGUUCGAUCAGUGGUUCAAGCACCUGUCGGCCACCCUAGAACAGGCGGUCCAGAUGUUGAAACGCGGAGGGAAGAUGCUGAGGUCUGUCAACUCCUCCGAAGAGACCAGAGCGUCACUGCGUCACGGGCUGGGCAUGAUGGCGGGUCUCUCGCCGCUAAGUGAAGGAAAUGGAAGAGCUACGUUUCGGAAAAACUCAUAGAGACCCGAUCAGGAGUACAGAAGCAACCAUUUCCCCCGAUCAUCUUUUUAGCUCAAACAAACAAUUUUAAGGGUAUAUUUUUGCUGUCAUUUUCAUCCGCACAAUUCAUCAUUUAGCGAGUUUAGUUUUACCCCACCUCAAUCUGUAGAGUUAGAUUUUCAAUUAUAUCUUACUGAUGAAGAGGUGCUCCGGUCUCCCUCAGUUUGAAUUAAGUCUUCGAUUUUCUUAUGAAUUUUACUGAAAUUAGGUGAUUGUUAAGCCUGAUAUUGGAGCACUGAUCCUUCAACCUUAUCCUUGAAUGGGAUAAGGUUGUGGGAUCGCAGUCGAUGGUGGAGGUACCACCAACUGAACGUCAUUUACAUUUUCCAAUUUUGGGGAAUGUUCUGAGAGUUGUGACUCGUAAUGUUUUUAUAUCGUUUCAGUUCGACUACCCAAUUAUUUUAAUAUGAAACCGUAUUCGAAGCUUGGGCCCGUGUCGUUUAAUAAUUCUUUUUGAGUUUUUUACGGUGGCCGUGACAAGACACGCAAAGAACGUGACGUAUUAUUAUGAGUUAUUAACGUUGAGAGUGUAAGAUUAUGGAUUCACAUUUUUAUUCGCCUUUAUUUUGCUACUGCUAUUCCCUACCUCUCUUAUCACCGAGUUUUGUUUUGCUGAACCAAUAAAGCUAUCAAGUUUCGGUACUUCUCUAGAAAUCCUGUUAUUUUCCUACCCAUGCACUUCGCCCUUUCCCUCCCUGAUUUCAACGUCUUGGUUGGCCCAUUUUUAGGUUUGUAAAUUUACAAACCUAAAUUUUACACACCGCGUGGUGUGCACUGCACAACAGGUUUUAUUUUCUCUCAUGACAUUUUUUCUUUUACGGUCUCACCGAUAUAAUGUACAAAAUUUGUAUGAUGUAUGUAAAAUUAAUCAUGAUCAUUCAUCACUAACGAAAGUGACCACAUCAGUUGACAGGCUGUAAAUGUGAAAGUAAGUUUAAGUCCCUUCAAUCAAAGUACUGCAAUGUUAAGAGGAUCAGAGCCCUAGCUGGAACAACAGCUCUCAGAUUUGGACCAACUAAAUUUCAAUAUUUGAACAUCUGGUUAUAAACCUAUACUUUCGCCUCUGCCAGCCUUAAUCUAUUGGUGUGAUCAUCCUCAUGUUAUAUUCUUAAAGAAAUUGUGACGGUUUUUCUGAUGACGCAUAUAUUUGAAUGUCCUCGUGUUGCAAAGAGUAAAGAAAAAGUAAUUGACGAAUUAGAUUUAUAAUUAUUGAGUAUCAUUGGAUUUCGGAAAGUUUUCACUUUUGUUAUCAUGAAAAUGAAUUGAGAAUUAUCUCAUUGUUGAAGUAUAUGUAUCUAAUUCCAGUUUAACUUUAAUUGCUGAACAGAAAA